GUACAUUUGCUGACAGUCUCUUGCGCUUAAUGGCCAAUAUCUGAAAAUCACCUGCAAAAAAAUGGAUCUGCAAACUACCUAGACGAAAGUAUGACUGAAAAGUCCAGAACAAUAAACCAGUGGUAUGUCUCUUUUGAAAAGGAAAAGAUUUUGAUUCUUGGGGCCAGCUGGUGGAAGCCGCCGAGGAGUAUUCAAGGUACCACAUAAGAACGAUAUGUCUGUUUUAUUUGCUUUCCUCUUUCAUAUGCAGUACACACAUUUUGCUCCGUAAUUCACUGCAAUCUCAUAGGAAGCAACGACGCCUAUCUAAGCUACUUAUGGCUAGCUUCGUUAGUGGAUUUUGGCCUGAAUAGGUAGAAUUUUUAAGGUCAUUUAGUGUUGCAUGAAACGGUACUGUUUCGAUUCUUGUUUGCGGAAUAAAUUUAAGCCCUCAGAAUUUGAAAGUGGCUUAAUUUUUCCAGAAAACAUUUUUAAUUUUUUAGUUAAGAUUCUGGUUUAGUCUUUUUUUAACCAUUUUCAGUAUAAAUGGUUGAAACUACCCAAGAAAUUUCCCAAGAGAAGAUGAUCAUAGUUUACUGUGUGUAUAUUUUUCACGACUAAAAAAAACCCUAGACUGUGUAUUAUGAUAAGCUUGUGAAGAUUGGUAACAGCUAUCUAGGAAUGGUUUAACAUAAACUUGUCGAAAUAAAUGCGGUAGCAACAGCGCGAGUCUGUGUAGAAAUAAUCGUUUUUAGAUAUGUUCAGGGUGAUAAAUGUUUAGAAUGUUCAAAUUUGGAUAUAUAACAUGUAUAUUAAACGUAAGUGUUUCAUUUUAAGCAAUAAGCUCUGCUCCAGUUUAAUCAUAUUUUACUGCUCUAGCAGGUGAAUUUUUGUUAUAAAUAAAUUUCAAUUGUCUUUCUCUUGAAAUACUUUGUAAACAUUCUCUUUUGUCAUUUUUAAUUAAUUUUUUUUGCAUGGCCUCAGGCCUGCCUAAGUCAUAUACAAAUCUAUGUCACCUAAUAUUUAAUUUUCACAAUUUUAAUUUUUUUUGUUUUUUACACUUGGGGAGAAUUUAAAAUGUAGCCACUGACUAUGUACUGUUAAAUCUGUAUAUAUAUGAUAUACCUAUCUAUUAAUUUUUUUCCCAAGAUCUGAUUAUUAAUUCUCCCCUCUAACUGCUACAGAUUUCCUUGUAAGUUAGUUACAAGAUUUUAAUAUUAGAUCAAGAAUUAACAUCUAGCUGAUAAGUAUCUAGCUGAGUAUUGUCAUUACCUGUUUGCUGAGUAAUAUAUGGAAUUUAUUACAGGGAGAACAGUGUUCUCCCUUAUUUUAAGCAUGACAGAUAAAAUAAAUUUUCAAACCAUUAAAGGAAUCCUUUUACCUGUUGAAUUUUCAAGAAUUCCAAGCAAUUUUAAAUAGUAAUAAGAGAUAUUACAGGCAGUAAAUUUUGUUGGUUACCGCCUGAAAAGAAGAACACUGGGGAGAAGUUACUUGUCAAUCAACUCUGAGAGUUGAAGGAUUAAAAUUUUUCUUGAUAAUCUGCCCACAAUAUUGACUAAUGAGCUUAUUUAGAAUUUUCAAAUCUGAUUCUCUUUGCUUUUCUCUCUCUUUAACCUUCCUCAAUGAAAUUCUUGUAGUUGACCACUGAUUAAUAAAGAAAGUUGUUUUGUCUAGACUCGCUAGAGACUUGAAAAAACAUUGUACUCUGGGAAACAAGAUGUUUCAAGAGGAACAGAAGGUUUGUGGAGACAGAGUUAAAACUUUCAUUAUUGUGUAUAAAUCAAUGUUUAAAGCAAAAUAUAUUAAUUGACCGCAUCAAUCUUGAAACAGACACACCCCUGACUUGCCAUAUUGCCAAAACACUGAGUUGCAUAUGCCACUAAGUAAUAUUUAAUGUAGUUCAUAUAUUCAUUAAGCAGACAGAUUCUUUUGGCUAUCUAUUCGUUAGACACGUAAGUAAAAGGGGUAGGUUUCUAAAGAAAAUGUAGGGCUACAUUGGUGUGAGAGCAUUCAGUUUAAUUUGGUUCUAUUAACUGAGUUGAUAAAAAUGUAAAUUGGCUACAGUAAAGAGUUUAAAAGCUGACAUUUCAAGCGUUAGCCCUUCAUCAGAGCCCUUCAUCCAAUGCUCAAAAUGUCAGCUUUUUAAAAUUCUUUACGUUGGCUGAUUUACAUUAUCAACUCAGUUGAUAUUACACCAAAUUACCCUGAACAUUCUCACACUGAUCCAGCAGUUUCUUUAGAAACUUACCCCCUUUAUUAGACACACUCCAGUGCUUUCAAAUGACUGUAAACACUUGAAAGGGUUUGACCAUUGCAGAAAAAUAACAUUUGCAGGGAGGGCCAAGUAGAUUUGGUCCAUUUGCUCCAUUUACUGCUCAAGAAUUAAAGAUAGACAUAGCCAUUUACAUGAUUAUGGCACACAAAUUUUUGCUUUAAUUUUAUUGAUAACAAAUUAAAUGUAAUGUUUGUUCUAUAGAAACUGAUGCUUAAAAUGUCAGCCUGUUUUGAGAAGAGAAGCAAAAUAUUACUAUCCACUCAGGUGAAUUUGACUGUGAUCAUGUUUGGUUUGAUAAUAUUAUGAGGUUUUUUCUUGCAUGAGGAAAAAAAAAGGCGAAAUUCAUUUAGACCGUGAGUUCUGUUAUAUACUGUGAUCAGUAGCACGAUCCAGGGUGGCAAAGCAUGUUUACGAAAACCAUAUUGAGCAAAAAAAUAUAUAUUUCAAACAAAACACUUUAAAACUUAUAUAUCCUGUUAGAUAUAGUUAACCUCUUUGUAUUAAACCAAAAAUCGUGGUAAUAGAGGAAGAAUUUAUUUUUUUAUGGAUUUUAGUAUUCAGAAAAGUGAGGCGAAUUCUUAUGUAACGCGUAACAUAAUCUGACAAAGCAUCAAACAUAUUCAAAAAUUUCUUACUUAAAAAUUUAAAAUUUCAAAAUAAUUUUGACUUAGAAAUACACUAGAAACAUAGACUUUUCAAUAAAAUAGUUAAAAUUGGAACACUGAAUUGUAAUAUUCGCGCUACGAAACAAUUUUCUCGGCGACCGAACAUGUAACGCUGUUUAUACAAUAUUGUACUAUACUUCAUAGUCACCAAGAUUUUGUCGCAAAAAAAAAGCUCAAAUCAGUUUAAAAAAUACAUACAAUAAUUCUCAGAUGAUUUAUUUUCUGUAUACAAAUUUUUAUUCCAUUUAAUUCAAAGACAGCGUAAAAAUCCAAAAAGUCUGAAUCGCGAACACAUAAAAUGCAUAGAAAAUUUACCUUAAAAUUAUUUAUCCUCAUCUCCAAAAAGGUCUGUGAUAGCCGCGCUUAAAAUGAAAUUGCUCUUCAACUAGCAGAUCUGUCAUUCUCAAAUUCUAAACUUUCUAUCGGUACCAAAUGUUCACGAAUCUAACUCAAUUUAACAUCUAAAUUUAUGUCUUUUUUGAAUCGCGAACAUAUUCGAUCUUGGAACAGUAUUGUUUGCAUUGGUGUAUCAGUUUACACGCGCAAAAUAGUGGCAGUUUUAGAAAUCUUCGCAUCUAAACUUCGCUUCUUCCUCGCUUACAACAACCUUGUACAUUACAUCUAGAGGGGGUAUACAACAAUUAAUUGAUAUACACCCAUGAACAAACGAUCGUUUGAGACUGGAAAUUACUAGAGAACGUGACUUCCCUAGCGUGACUUCUUCCGUCGAGAAUUUACACGCUUCGCUUGCGAAAUAUUCAAUGGAAAACAAAAAAUAUUCUGCUGAUCAAUGGAGAAAAGAAAAAGAAGAAAAAAAGCUUAAACAACAAAGGGAAUACUAUGAAAGAAACAAAGAAGUUCUUGCACAAAAAGCAAGAGAAAGAAUGCGCUUGCUUCGAAGCAAGAAAAAAAACGCGACAGUCGCCGCAGUGAAAACACGCACAUCUGCACAAAAGGCUGAUGACAAAAGAGCCAACCGUGAGCGGAAUGCUGCAUCAGCUACCAAGAAGAAGGUUUUGAAGCAAAGAGAAAAAGAGAGGGAAGAGAAAAAGCGACAGCAAACUCGAGAAAGGGUUCGAAAACUUCGUCAGAAUAGAAAAGAGUCAUCAUUUGCGCAACCGAAACCUGUAUGCAAACACUGUCAGGACUAUCUGUGGAGAACUCAAGAAAUUAAAUAGGCGUAGAAAUGUAUUAUUCCAGCUUUUACCCAACCAGCAUGAGGAAAUUAUGUCUUCUUUUUAGUUAUGUAAAUAAAACUGUGUUAUUUCUAAACAGAAUCGUGAAUUUAAGCCUGCAAAUGUGUAAAUAGAAUAUAUGACCACGCCUGCUAUGCAUUCUGGGUAUUAAGUAAUGAGGAUAAUUUAACAGAUAACAUCAAAUAUUUUCUCAAAAAGUAGUUCUUACAAUAAAAGUUUAUGAAUAAUCUAUGUUUUGAUGAUUUUUUGGUAAUUUUAUGAAGUUGCUAGUUUUUCCCUAAUGUUACGCAUUUGUACCCCUGGAUCUUGCAACUGAUCUGUAUAUGGUUAUUGAGAAGAGUGAGUGCUUAGGAAGGAGAUUGCUCAUCAAUAGUGCAUCAAUUUAGUAUAACCUUGGCACCAUAUCUUCGAAACACAUUUACUAUAAUAAGCUUAAUACUUAACAAUUAUUUCAUAAGCGCUGUUGGAUAUUAAAUGAUGAAUAGCAAAUCUUGUGUCCAACAAGCAUGAAUAGAAUAAUUGUCUUAUUAUGAACACUAGCUAUGGGAGCUUAAUGAAUUUGUUUUAAUCCUAAGAUUAAGAAAUACUUGUAUGUAUUAGUUUCUAUAUAAGGUGAUUGGCCUGGUGAUUGGGUAUAUGAUAACUGGAGUUAAAUGGGCCAAUCAGAGCAUUAGAAAUUCAAUAACCAGAGUUGAAAAUUUAAUAACAAUGAUUAUUAUAAUCACAUACACAAAAAUUUGGAAGUAAAUCAAUCGGUUAAUUUUAAUUAAUAAUUGAUUUAGUCUUGAAAUGUUUACAGUUCAUCUUCUCAAUUGUAUAUUAUUACUUUUUAUUUUGAUUCAAAAUAAGGCUAGAGAUGAUGAGAUCUCAUUUAAUGAUAUCAAGAAAGUUGGUGAAGGUGAGUGUGCAUUGUUUGUUACUAUGCUGUCAUUGCUCCCUGCAUAUAACUGUACAGUAUAUGUUUCAAUAAUCCAUUUUACAGUUGAGUGCUAGGUUGCCAUUAGCCUUCAAACAGGAGUGAGGCUAAGGGUGACCUUGUUAAUUGACACAUACAUUGCUGCUUUUUAAAUGUAAAUUACUUUGUUAUCAGUUGCUAACUAGAUACUGGUCUCUAUCACAACAAGGUCACCUUCAGCCUCACUUUAGAUCAAAGGCUCAGCAACUAACAUAAACAACUGUAAAUUGGCUUGUAAUGGCCUGAGUACCUGAUAACUCCAGAAAUAUUCAUAUUUAGAAACAAUUGAUACAAUCUCUUUGAGGGAGACAGUGGUGUAAUGAUUAAAUGCCCUCCAAUAUUCUUAUAACAACCUCUCAACUUUCAGCGCAACAAAAAUUGUCCCAAUGAUAUUCCUUUGAAGCCAGCUUCAUCACAAUAUUUCUAUUAACUGGUUUGUCUUUUUAAAAUAAUUCUUAUUUUACAACAGUUUUAACAGCAGAUUACCAUUAUCAACUCUUUUUGCACAGUGUUGAGAAACUUAAAUGUAGGUUGGAAUGGUCCUUUUCCAGUCAGGAUCGAAGAGCCUAAAACAAGGUUAGUCAUAAUUUAGAUCAAUAAGUAAGUUUUAGGUUGUUAUUUUUAUAACUGGUUGGGCCAGCAAGAAAUAAAAUUUAAAAUUUCAAGCUGAUUGAAUAGAUGAUCUUGGUUAGCUCAUCAAAUUUUUGGCACCACACAUACAGGAAGGAAAUUUUUUAUAGUCCAUUUUGCAGUUGCAUGCUUGGCUGCCAAGCCUUUGAACAGGAGUGAGGCUAAGGGUGACCUUGUUAUGAUACAAACAUUGCUGCUUUGUAAAUUACUUUGUUAUCAGGCUAAUUAGAUACUGGUCUCUAUCACAACAAGGUCACUUUCAGCCUCACUCCAAAUCAAAGGCUUGACAACUAAAUGCAUCACUGCAAAAUGGCCAAUUAAACUUUUGCCUCUUCUAAAAUAAAGAUCACCAAAUUGAUCAGGUCUUCAGUGACAUGUGACUUGAUGGGUCCUGUCCAGAUCAUUGGCAAGUUGAACCUUUCCUUGGUUCUUUCUUCAUUCAGGGUCAUUCUUUGGUUUCUGAUGCAAAUUGUCUCUCAAAUAUUACUGCUAUCUGAAGGAUGGAAAGCCUACAACUUUUUUUUCUUUUCUGUAUUAGCCCCAAAAAUUUUUAAAAGCUGACUGAAAAUGCAAAUUCCUACCUAUGUAAUUGUUCAUUUAAUUAUUAUUGAGUAGAUGAUAUUUUUAUAAAUUUUGUUAGUGAUACUGAUGUAACAGAAUAUGGAGAUGAAAAUGGAACUGAGCAUGUUUCUUCAGUUGGUGAGUUCUUUCCUUUUUUAAUGCAUGAACACACUUUAAGAUCUUAUAGGCAUUCAAGUUAUUACUUGAGUACACCAGUGUACUCUGUCAUAGAACAUCACUAUGUCUGGUGUCUUUUCUAUCAGUAAUCAUACAGUUCAGUGUGUGACACAGAUUACUUAUACUGCCUAGGAUCCCAUUUUCAGAUAGGGCGAUAGUUACCUCAAAAUUAGAGUUGGGCAUGAUUAAUACUCUUCUAUGCCCUUUGAAAAUUAAUGUGCUUUUGAUUGAAUGAAAAUUCCUGAUAUUGCAAUUGUUUUUAAAACAUGCUUAUACCAACUGAUUGAAAAGGCUAGUUUACAGAAAUGCAAUAAAAACAGCAGUGUGGCACACCAUUUAUGAAAGAGUUCUAGAAACUUACAGAAGAGAACUAUUAGUAACAGUACUCAGUUGAAAUAAUCUGGUCGUGUAUUUAGCAUGUUAAACAACCACAACCCUUUUUCAGAUAUUAAUCUUACAUAUGUCAUACAUUUUUUUGUUUUUGUUGUAUUUUCUCUCUGUCAUAUAAUGAUGUUCAUCUUUUUUCUUGUUUUUUAAGCUGAAGGAGGGUCUUUGUUGCCACGUAUCCCAUUCGAAGAAGGAUAUCAUCGACUUGUUGUAAGAAUCAACCAGAUUGGACUGAAGGAUGCCCAUGUGUACAUUAAUCCAUUUUUUACUGUUUCUGUGAAAGGUAACGAUCAAUGAUUAUUAUAAUGCCAAGGUGGAGGGGAUGUUAACUAAUUCCUUUAACCCCUAAGAGUCACCAUGAGCAUGUAAUUUCUCCUCUCAAUUUCAUCCCUAAAACACACAUAGGGUCACAAGAAUAAACGAAAUGAUCACCAACAAAAGAAGUUCUUGAUUGUUAGGUACAUUCUCCUUACCAGCAACUUAGGAAAUGUAAGGAGAACAGUAUGGAGAAUAUGCAUACUGAUAUUUAGGGUGUAAAGAGCUAACAAAUACAGCAAAACAUGCAUACAAUGCAGCAAAAUUUAUAUUGAACUAUUGAGCGUUUUCCUCUCUUCAGAUGCCAAUGGUGUGAAUGUCACCCCAGCUCAAGAUACACCCACUUCAAACAGAGUUAAUGGAAAGUUUAUCAACUUUGAUACUGAUGUAGAAAUUCAAAAGCCUAUAGAGAAACUUCCAAGAGGUUAGAGUUGUUGUAAUUUUUAUUUUGGAAUUCCAUGUGUCUAUUGGGCUCUUUGUCAAAAAGAACAUUGUCAAAGGGAGGACUCUUAAAAAAAGGAGAGAAUUCCACCAAUCACAGCUAAAUAAGAUUUCAGAAGAGGAAGUUUGAUUCAUUUCUAACAAAUUCAAUGAGUACCAAGCCAGUACAAUUUGUUGAUGUCAAAUUUAAAAGCUUUGUUUUGACCAAAAUUUUUUUUUUGGAUGGUCAGUAUUUAAUUGAAAGGGAACACAGAAAAAAGGCUGUGAUGCAGCAUCUUCUUCUCCCCACUGUUUCACAAGGGAACACAGGAAAAUUUGAAAGGAAAAUGGUGUAGUCUAUAAGAAGUCACAAUAAGGAGCUUUUUCCGUACAUCCCUUCCAUUUGUCUUACAUGAUUCUCACUCUGUACAUGUUUGAUUUAUUCUGACAAAUACAGCCUUAUCUGUUCUAACUUCCUGGAAGUUAAAAAAUAAUGUAAAAUUUCUCCUUGCCAUGUCAAUCGAGCAGGUGAUAGAACAAAGUUCUCAGGAGGAAGAUGUUACCUUCUAAUAAAGCCAACGUUCUCCUAAAAUGUUUAUAAGUUAAAAUGUACAAUGACUAUAAGAGAGAAUCUCUUGUUAGUUACUGGCCAGUUAAAACGUGUUAAGACUUUUCAUUGUUUUCACAAUUCAGGUACCGCAAUAUUCUUCGAGUUUAAACAUUACAAACCGAAAAAGGAUAUUGUGAGCACAAGGUGCUUUGCUUUCAUGGAACAGGACGAAUUUAAACCUGGUCCUGCCUGUAUCGAACUGUAAGUAAAUACGACUAUUUGUUAACUGCAUCAGGGACGCUUUCAUGAUAUAAGCAAUCUUAGCAAUCAAAAUUGACUAAAGUGUUUGUACAGACAUAAGCGGUGGCCUUAAGGUCGUAUUAAAAGGGUCUGGGUCAGAGCCUAAUUCCGGAAUACUGUCUUGUGUUCUUGGGCUGGACACUGACAGGGAUUUUAAUAGCGUUUGCCAUAAGCGGCUGCCGACGGUGCCUGAAGAGGCGGCUGAGCCCGGAAAAGGGGGCGUACAGCAAAACUCAAACACGAGAGCGGUGUGAGGUCUGAUUAAGGCGGCGGUAGAUCGAGGGUAACUGGCUGUCAUUGAAAACCCUGCGCUUACCUUUAUUGACUGUGUAACUGUUUGUCUGUCUGUCUGUCUGUCUGUCAGUUUGUCUGUCCGUCUGUUUGUCUGUCUGCCUUAACGGCUGACUGCCUAGUUCUCUAACUGACCGACUUUCUGACUACCUGACGGUCAAUGAUUUCCUCUUUAUCUGAAUGUCUAUCUUUCUGACCAACUGAUUUUCGCCGUGUUUAUUUGAUUGACUUUCUGACUAUCUUAAUGUCUGUCUGUCUAAAUAUUGUGUGUCCGUCUGCUGUUAUUGUUAUCCUGAUACUGCUUUUUCACGGUCUUAAACUGCAGGGUUUCUUUUUUUUUUUUUUUCAGCUAUCAGAAACCAACGGAUUUUAAUCGCAAGAGGUUAAAUCUAUAUACACAAAAACCGCUAUAUCUUCACCUAACACUCAAUGUCCUUGACGACUGAUAUCAGACAAUAGAUAGCAUGCGAGUAAGCCCUUAUUAUUAUCCAACAGCACAAAGUAGAGUACAAAUAUCUUGCGAUAUUGUACGGUCAUUUGGACAGUUGGUUAUUUUGUACUGUAAAAAGACGCUUCUCUAUUCACUUUGCUUUUCCCGCCAUAUAAGAAAUGAGCAGAAAAACUUGGCAGAACAAAAAGCAGUUGAAUAAUAAAUAACUUAUUAGGCGUUUUGGUGUGUUGUAUCGCUGAGUAUCGUUACUCGUGGUUUGGGAUUUAACUCGCCCUACGGGCUCGAUAAAAUACGGCAUAACUCGUAAAAUACCAAGCGAUGCUAUACACCAAAUUACUCUGUGAUAUUAAACACCAAAACGUCUAAUCAAAUAUAUUUAUUGGCGCUUAAGCACAAGCAUUUUUUUGCCCGCGUGAAGUAUUGAAGCGUUGAGAAAAGCGAGCCAGGGAGGAGUCUGCAAGGGGUCUGGCACUCAUAAUACCUCGUACCAGACCUCUUGCCGACUUCUCGCCUUACUCUGGGCCUCAAACGGGUGACGAACGCUUGUGCCAAAGCCCUAACAAUGACGACCUGCUCGUAGGCAACACAAAGAUGAUUUAUUUCUUUCGCUAAAACACGAGCAAGGAGUCAAAGGAUGCAAUACCUUUCUAAUGAAUCAUACACAUAUACUAUUAAUAUUUUUAAGCGCAAUCCUGAUGCUAACCAAAACUAUCCAAGAGUUUUUACAAGGGGAAGGAAUCAAGCUAUUUUUUAUUACAAAGUGUGAGUAGGGUUUUUUUCCUUUCAUCUAUAACGCAUUUUCGCAGAGAAUUAUUUUCAAAGUGGCUGUGAGCUACUGAAGCAAAAAUUGAUAUUUGUUUCAAGUAUCUAUCGAUGGGGGAUUUAAAAUAUUCCUUGUAUUGGAAAUUGCUUACCAUUUGUAUUACGGUGCAUCAGUAUCAUAGUUAAUUACAACACUAAAAUAUAACUAGUUACCACGAUACAAAAAAUCAUUACUUGCCAGCGAAAUCUAAAGAAAUGUAUUAGUUUUAUAGUGUUCGCCAGGGCCGGGUUGUUCAAAGCUGGGUUAAGAUAAGCCAAGGUUAGUGUGACAUCUGAUUUCAGAUCUGAAAGCUUUAAAAGAAAUUCAGUUGAAUUUGAUGCUCUUCAAAGAACACAGAAAAUUAUCCCAAAAAGGCUUUUGUAUAAAGGAAUAAAGAAACCUAGAUUAAAAUUUAACCUUGAGCUAGAGCUUAUCGGCCUUCGAACAGCUGGGCCCAGAAGAAUUGAAUUUUCCCUUUUAUCAAACUCUGCGAGAUAAAAGGCAAACUUAGUUUGAAAACAGCGAAUUCCAUAAGGAUUAUGAAUUAUUAGAGAAGAGGGUUUAAUAUUCAUUUCUCCUUAGACCUAGAAUGUCAAAAUUAUAAUUAUAAGUUUCAUAAGAGACUGAUGUGGUGAGCAAGUGGAACAUAUUAUAAGCUAGAAAUUGACAAAACAAAUCCUUUGCUUCUCACAGGCUGGUAGCUCAAUGUGAAUUAGUUAUAUGAGAAAAAAUAUAUAUAGCGCAAGUUCUUCAUUCGACUGUAACUGGUAGCUAAUAUCAUAACAGUCGAAAGAACAUUUUGUUUAAUUUUAAGACCAUGGUGCUACUCUGUUUUUUAGCGAAAGAAGAAUUUUUGCCACUUUUCACAUCAAAAAAAAAUUAAUCAGGUAAUGUACGCCUCUUUAGUUUAGGAAGAAACGUCUUGUUCGACAUUGGAAAAGGAAAUGUUUUAAUUCAGUUCUUCCUUAUCUUUUUAGCAUUUUAGGGGCAAUUUAUUUGGUAGUGAAUGUCAGAGAAAAACGGUAAAAAUCACUUAUAUUUCCUUAUUAUCUUAAACGUAACUUAGAUUUAGAAACUAUUUAGUAGAUCGAUUUAUUUUAAAAAUUGCAGUUGAAAUCUAUAAUUGUAGAUGUCGAUGUAUUUAGUUAGGAAAUUUUAUUUGUUGGAAGAGCUCGUUUCAUCGUAGAUCAUAAUUAGGGCUUUUAUCGUUAUUUUUAGAGAAAUUUUCAAUAGAGAGUCGAAAGUAAUCCAAGAUUGCAUCGGUUUAACUCUACUUCGUUCUGUGAUUGGUCCAGAAAGCUCGUGUCACUUUCUCAACCAAUUAGAUGUAAAAGUAACACCAAUCAUGACUUGGUCGCCCGCGUUUUCCCGCGCUUUAGGCAGUUUGGUUGUUUUUACCUCGAGUUCGCAUCUGCUUGUAAAGAUCUUUUUUUUUCCUCUGAUUGAUUGUUGUGAUUCCUUUUGUUUUGCUUUAACGACACGCAAUCAAAAAGCACUCGAUUGAAAAAUAAAGGUUAGAAAGUGAGAAUUACUCCUAGACUGGUC
Messenger RNA from Pocillopora meandrina, 11499 nucleotides. The record is from the annotation of a GenBank genome assembly. NCBI's taxonomy places the organism in Eukaryota, Metazoa, Cnidaria, Anthozoa, Scleractinia, Pocilloporidae.